Messenger RNA from Symbiodinium natans, 4563 nucleotides. NCBI's taxonomy places the organism in Eukaryota, Dinophyceae, Suessiales, Symbiodiniaceae. The record is from the annotation of a GenBank genome assembly.
AUGGCGGUGGUAAGCAAGAUGGCACGCUCGAACGGGCGAGCGGCGCUUGCCAGCGCUGCAGCAGCUGCCGCACUUUUGGCGGCUCCCGGUUUCAUCGCUGUUCCCGGACAGGAUGCACCGCGCCAGAUGCAGGCGACCCACAGCCAAGUCGGCAGCACAGCCUCAGCGAGCGACGAGGCCAGGAACCUGAACGUCGCUGCUGGCGUCAGCGCUGUGGGGAUGGGCGCUGUGGCGGCGCUGGGGUCCCGCCGCGCCGCGGCCAAGCGCAGCAAAAAAGCGGCUGUGGCUCUGCGGGCCAAUCGCGAUGGCCCGGAAGGUCUCCCUGAGCUCGUGGCCCUGGCUGAGCAGCUUCUUCGGCAGCCCGAGCCGGAGCAGCUCUCGCGUCUCCUGCAGCAGCUUCAGGCUUUUGCCGCUGCCGAGCUCCGCCGAGGCGCGGCGCUCUCGGCACCGGCUGCACGGGCUUUUGCGGAGGUCGCCGCCGGCGACGCCCUGCGCGGAGGCGCCGAGAAGCAGCUUCGCUGGGCUGCUGGCGCUGCCGCCUCCCUGCUUUUGACUUACAGCGUCGGGCUGCAGCCUGCAAUGGCGGCGGAUGUCGUCAACUACUCGGACUUCAUGGAGUCGGUGCAACGCGGUGAUGUGGAAAUGGUGCGGGUCCAGGAUGAUCAGCUCUCUGCACAGUACACCACAAAAGAUGGUGCUCGCCAUGAGGUGAACUUGAUCCCCAAUGCGCAGAUUGAGGACCAGCUGUUCAACACCCUUGCACAGAAGAAGGUUGAUGUGGUCAUGCAGAGCCCUGGGGCCAACAGCGGAGGGCCUCUCGACUUCUUGGCACGCUUUGCAGGACCCAUUGCCUGGCUGAUUGCAGGCCUUCUGAUCCUCUUCGGAGGCGCUGGCAUGGGAGGCCCUGCAGGACCUGGAGGCCCAGGUGGAAAUCCCUUUGAGCUGGGCAAGUCGAAGGCUCGAAUCAUCAAGGACGGGGACACCAAGGUCAAGUUCGGGGACGUUGCCGGUUGUGACGGGGCCAAGCAGGAGUUGGUGGAGGUCGUUGACUUUCUGAAGAACACCUCGCGCUACUCCGAGCUCGGUGCCAAGAUUCCCAAGGGUGCUCUGCUUGUCGGCCCACCUGGUACCGGAAAGACGCUGCUGGCAAAGGCCGUGGCUGGUGAAGCGGGUGUUCCCUUCUUCAGCAUCUCCGCCUCGGAGUUUGUGGAGAUCUUUGCGGGGAUUGGUGCCUCGCGCGUGCGUGACCUCUUCGAGCAGGCCAAGAAGUCGGCUCCCUGCAUCAUCUUCAUCGACGAGAUUGAUGCUGUCGGUCGCCAGCGCAGCGCGGGCUUCGGCCAGGGCAACGACGAGCGCGAGCAGACAGUGAACCAGCUGCUGACUGAGAUGGAUGGCUUCGAGGCGAACAAGGGCGUCGUGGUGAUCGCGGCCACCAACCGAGCAGACAUCCUGGAUCAAGCCUUGGUGCGCCCGGGACGAUUCGAUCGCCAAAUCCAGGUGGAUCCUCCUGAUGUCCAAGGCCGUGCCGAAAUCCUGAAAGUGCAUGCCAAGGGAAAGAAUCUGGCACCAGGCGUCGACCUUUCGGCCAUUGCACGGCAGACGCCGGGCAUGUCUGGCGCGGACCUGGCGAACUUGCUGAACGAGGGUGCCAUCGUGGCGGCCCGCCAGAACAAGGCAGAGGUCGACUCUGACGACAUCUUCAAUGCGCUCGAGCGCAUCGCCAUUGGCCUGGAGAAGAAGGAUGCCGUCAUGUCUGAGCAGAAGAAGAAGCUUGUGGCCUACCACGAGGCCGGUCAUGCCAUCUUGGGCGCACUGAUGAACGACUACGAUGUUGUGGCGAAGAUCAGCAUUGUUCCGCGUGGGCCCGCUGGUGGCGUGACGAUCUUCAUGCCUUCAGAAGACAGGCUCAACUCCGGACUUUACUCGAAGGAGUUCUUGGAGAAUCGUAUGUGCGUCGCGCUCGGCGGGCGGCUCGCGGAGGAGAUCAUCAACGGCAAGGACAACGUCACCACCGGUGCUUCCAACGAUUUCCAGCAAUGCACCCAAGUCGCCAAGCAGAUGGUGAUGUCCCUGGGCAUGUCCCCAGAGAUCGGACAGCGACUCCUCGGAGGCCAGCAGGGCGGUGGCCCUUUCAUGGGCCGUGACUUCAUGGGUCAGGGUGCCCCGCCCAUGUCGCAAGCGCUGAAGCAGACGGUGGAUAGUGAGGUCAAGCGAAUUGUGGAUGAACAGUAUCAGCGUGGCAUGAAGCUGCUGCGCGACAACAUGUACCUCCUGGACGAGCUUGCAAAGCAGCUCAUGGAGGAGGAGAAGGUGUCUGGUGAGCAGCUGAUGAAGCUGAUCAACAAGGCAGCUGCAGACGGCAAGCUCGUCAUGGGCAACACCAAAAUGGCGGUUGCUGCAUACACCGGCGAGGUCAUCGAAUCAACAACUGAGGUUUCUUUGCCUCGCAAGUCGCAAUGUGUUCAUCCGGACAAGCCGAUGAUGUUUGCAUGUGCCGACUGCCCCCGCCGCGGCUUCUGCGGCUCCACGCGUGCUGCGCCACAGGGUGGCAAGGCUGCGCGCAGUGCCAUUGCUCGACUUGGACUGGCGACUCCCGAGGCCGAGAGCCGAGAGUCCACCAGCGAAGAGGUUCUGCGCCGAGUCAAGGACAUGGCUGCCGAAGCCUCCGCGGGCGCAGCGCUGCCCGACACCGUGGUAAAGCACGCCGCUGUGCAGGUCCUCGCCGCCCUGGCCGCCACCGCGGCGCCUUUGGCGGCCAAGGCGGACGACGUGCCGGCGCUGCAGACCAUGGAGGCGCCGCAGAUGCAGAUGCAGCAGCCCGGAGGAGGUGGCUUUCAGCGGGUCACUGGCCGUGUGACGUACUCGCGGCUCCUCGAGUUCGUGGAUGAGGGCUCCGUGAAGCGCGUGGACUUCUACGACCUGGGUCGAACAGCUGUAGCCACCGUCUCCGUGGGAGGUCGUGAGCAACAACUUGUUUGCGAUCUGCCUGGGGCCACCACAGGCCUCAUCGAGAAGCUCACGGCCAAAGGUAUCUCCAUCGAGGUUCACCAGCCUGAGAAGCCAAACCCACUAUUCAACGUGCUGGGUGAUGUUGCGCUGCCGCUGCUGCUGAUCGCUGGCCUGCUCUUCCUGCGCUCCCGUGCACCGGGCGGCGGUGGCGGCAUCCCGGGUUUCGGGAACCAGGGCCAGGCCAAGAUCAUGAUCACGCCUGAGACCGGCGUGAAGUUCGAAGAUGUGGCCGGUAUCGACGAGGCUAAGGAGGAGCUCAUGGAGAUCGUUGACUUCCUGAAGGCACCGGAGAGGUUUGUCAAGGUCGGUGCGAAGAUCCCCCGCGGCGUGCUGCUGACGGGCCCGCCAGGCACCGGUAAGACGCUGAUGGCGAAGGCACUGGCCGGUGAGUCGGGCGUGCCGUUCAUCCAGUCAUCUGCCUCUGAGUUCAUCGAGCUCUUCGUGGGCGUCGGUGCCUCGCGCGUGCGAGACAUUUUCAAGCAGGCCAAGGAGAAGGCGCCGUGCAUCGUGUUCAUCGACGAGAUCGAUGCCAUCGGCCGCCAGCGCGGUGCCGGCAUGGGUGGUGGCAACGACGAGCGCGAGCAGACGCUGAAUCAGAUCCUCACCGAGAUGGAUGGUUUCGAGGGCAACAGUGGCGUCAUCGUUGUUGCGGCCACCAACAGGUCUGACAUCCUUGACAACGCCUUGCUACGCCCUGGCCGCUUCGACCGCCGGGUGCAGGUCGGCCUCCCGGACGUCAAGGGCCGUGCACAGAUCCUUGAGGUCCAUGUCAAGAACAAGAAGCUGGACGGUGAGAUCACGCUGAUGGACAUCGCCAAGCGCACCGCCGGCUUUUCGGGCGCUGAUCUGGAGAACCUCAUGAACGAGUCGGCGAUCCUGGCCGCCCGGCGCAACAAGAAGGCCAUCAGCAUGGAUGAGAUCAACGAUGCCACGGACCGGGUCAUUGCUGGCCUUGAGGGCCGGGCUCUGCAGGACAACGCAGCCAAGAAGCUCAUCGCGUACCACGAAGCCGGACACGCCAUUGUCGGCACCCUGCUCCCGUACCACGACCCUGUCAACAAGGUGACCCUGAUCCCACGCGGGCAGGCCAAGGGCCUCACCUGGUUCACACCCGGUGAGGACCAGAGCCUCAUCUCGGCAGCCAUGCUGAAGGCCCGCAUUGCCGGUGCUUUGGGCGGACGUGCGGCCGAGCAGUUGGUGUUUGGAACCAACCAGGUGACCACCGGCGCCGGCGGCGACCUCCAGCAGGUCGAGCGCAUGGCCCGAGCCAUGGUAACCCAGUUUGGCAUGUCGGAAGUCGGCUCCCUUGCCAUCGAUGACGGUGGCUUCAUGGGCCCCGACUACUCAGAGGAGCUGAGCGCAAAGAUCGACACGGCCAUCAAGGAGAUCUCGGACGACUGCUACCUCAAUGCCCUCAACAUCUUGAUGACCAACCGCGCAUGCCUGGACCGCGUGGCCGAUGAGCUGACCGAACUGGAGACCAUGACGGGCGAUCGCCUUCGUGAGAUCAUUGCUGAGUAUGCGGAAAUCCCUGAAAAGCUUGCGGCUGUGUGA